Oxyura jamaicensis (ruddy duck) is the source of this 2232-nucleotide messenger RNA. It is a transcript of the gene CLVS1, whose product is annotated as clavesin 1. Bases 713 to 1711 code for a protein of 332 amino acids. The transcript has 6 exons. Gene Ontology annotation, cellular component: membrane. Gene Ontology annotation, molecular function: phosphatidylinositol bisphosphate binding. NCBI's taxonomy places the organism in Eukaryota, Metazoa, Chordata, Aves, Anseriformes, Anatidae. The record is from RefSeq and is a predicted model, not a curated record.
GAAAUAAAGGCGGCGAAGACCAUGUCACCAGGAGAAAGCCCACACUGCUAAGCUCGCACUGACCGGCUGUGCUGCCGCUUUCCCGGCCGUCGGCAGCCCGCGGCUCCUUUGUCACCACUCCCCCGGCGGUGGCGGAGCGCCGAGCCCGCAGCCUGGGAGCGCCGGGAGGCAGCCGGGCGGGCGGCAGGAGGGCUUAGGACCCAGGGGGACGGCAGACGCCGAGUGAAAGGACCCAGGCUUUGGUGCACACGCCUCCUACCAAAAAAAAAAAAAAAAAAAAAAAAAAAAAAAAAAUCAUAGCCCCGUGGAGCUGGCGCUCGCUCAUUCACAGUUUUCUAGAGAGAUCUGAGCCUGAACCUGGGAGCCGGGAGAUCUUGCUCACCCACCCAGCUCAACAGCAAGGACACCUACAGGGGGAUAAAAAAACACAAAAACAAAACCCAAACCCUCCCGGCGGCAGGCUGCCUGGCUCUGUGCAGAAAGUGAUGGAAUAAACAACACUUUCCUUUGGAUGGAUUAUACAACAUAUGAACUGCCUGCUACUCUUUCUGCAGGAAUAAGAAAAGCCCUUCGCUUUCAUUUGUUAGGUAUCAGUGUGAUAGCAAAAAGCUUCUGAAUGGCUCACGCUCACAGCAGACCAUUUGUUGAAUGGGAUCAGCACUUCCACUAAAAUAUCUGAAGUUAAGGAUUUGGAAAACAGAUUUUUGCAGAGAUGACCCAUUUACAAGCUGGACUUAGUCCAGAGACUAUAGAAAAAGCCCGCCUGGAACUGAAUGAAAACCCAGACAUUUUGCAUCAGGAUAUCCAGCAAGUCAGGGACAUGAUCAUCACGAGGCCUGACAUUGGGUUUUUACGUACAGAUGACGCCUUCAUCUUGAGAUUUCUCCGAGCCAGGAAGUUUCACCAAACGGAGGCCUUCAGACUGCUGGCUCAGUACUUCCAGUACCGCCAAUUAAAUCUGGAUAUGUUCAAAAACUUCAAGGCUGAUGAUCCAGGAAUCAAACGGGCUCUGACUGAUGGGUUUCCAGGAGUGCUGGAAAAUCGUGACCACUGUGGCAGGAAGAUUCUUCUGCUUUUUGCAGCCAACUGGGAUCAGAGUAGGAACUCCUUCAUAGAUAUCCUUCGGGCUAUCCUACUGUCCUUGGAAGUGCUCAUCGAAGAUCAGGAGCUUCAGAUAAAUGGCUUCAUUCUAAUUAUAGAUUGGAGCAACUUCUCCUUCAAGCAAGCCUCUAAACUUACGCCAUCUAUCCUUAAACUGGCCAUUGAAGGGUUGCAGGACAGCUUUCCUGCCCGCUUUGGAGGAGUCCAUUUUGUCAACCAGCCCUGGUACAUCCAUGCCCUGUACACGCUAAUCAAACCAUUCCUCAAAGACAAGACAAGGAAAAGGAUCUUUCUUCAUGGUAACAACCUGAACAGCCUUCACCAGCUAAUACACCCUGAAUGCCUGCCCUCUGAAUUUGGGGGGACCCUUCCCCCGUACGACAUGGGGACGUGGGCUCGGACGCUGCUGGGCCCCGACUACAGCGACGAGAACGAGUACACCCACACGUCCUACAACGCCAUGCAUGUGAAGCACACGUCCUCCAACCUGGAGCGGGAGGCCUCGCCCAAACCCAUGAAAAGGUCCCAGUCGGUGGUGGAAGCCGGCACGCUGAAACACGAGGACCUGGGAGAAAGUGAGAACACCCAGCCGCUGCUGGCCCUGGACUGAGCUCCCACUCACCAGUCACGGAAACAUUCACAGACUUCCACCAUACCAGAAACCCACAGAGCACACGAUACACACUCACACACGUGCACGCGUUUUGCUUGAGAACAACUCCUUCAUGUUUCUUGCCCAAGUAAUAACUGUCACCAGCCAUCUGUCUGUCCGCAGGGCCAAAGCUGAACAAAAUUUCUAUUGACACAGGAUGCGAAGGAAGACACAGCAGGGGUCUGUCCAUACAUAAAGAACUUGUUUUUCUUUUUUUCUUUUGGUCUUGUGGCAUUAAAAUAUUGGAAAUGGUGGGACUGCAUUCUCCUUUCAAAGGAAGCAGGGAGUGUCAGUAGAAGUUUUCCUGAAGCCGCCGGCAGGGAUGCUCUGUUUUAUAGAAGCCAAGGUUAAAUGUGUUUUAAAGCAAGGCAUCUUAAAGUCUGUGCUGAAAUUAGCAGUUUAAAGUGGUUCAGAGGGCAGAAAUAGCAUCUACAGCGUGCUCGAAUUCUACAGAAGGAUUUCGCAUUAAAAAAAAAAAU